AUGGGUAAUCCAUUGUCGCCUGCACUUGCCGAUUUGGUGAUGGAAACGCUACUUGAUCGCGUGAUGGAGACGAUCGACAUACCGAUUCCGUUUUUGAAAAAAUACGUCGAUGAUUUGGUCACCGCUCUCCCAAAAGACAAAAUUGAACAUGUGAGAUGUGCACUUAAUGCGUACAACUCACAUAUUCAAUUUACAUGCGAAGUGGAGAACAAUAACCGAUUGCCGUACUUGGAUAUGGUUCUAAUCAGAACGGAGAAACAAACAAUUGUCACCGACUGGUACAAAAAACCCGUCGCAUCGGGACGAUUGUUGAAUUUUUUCUCGUUCCACCCGCUCUCGCAAAAACUAAACACGGCUACCGGUUUCAUUGGGAGAGUUUUUCGGUUGUCGACGUGCAAAUCUAUUGUGGAGAAAAAGAAAACAGUGCGUGAAUACUUACUCCGCAACAACUAUCCUAGCUCGCUAGUUAAUAGACUAAUCAAUAGAUUUGUAAACAAACCCAACGUGGACAACCGAACGGACGGUGAUCAGACGGUAUUUAGAUCUCUUCAUCACGUUGAUUCCCUCACCCCGGCGCUUGCAAAAAUUAUAAAACGAAACCAGAGAAAUGUGCGUUUAGGUUGUAAAUGUUUGAAAACUAACGCAUCUCUUUUCUCCAAAUUGAAGGAUCCGACACCGAAACUUAUCAGACGCAAUGUGAUCUAUCGCAUUCCCUGCAUUGAUUGCGAUAGUUCUUACAUUGGUCUGACUACACAGCAACUGAAACAACGGUUGUCUGGACAUCGUUCAUUAAUACAACGAUAUAAAAAAUUCAAAUUAUCGGAUUCCGAAAAGACAGAGAGCAAUAUAGAUGAGUUCAAAAAAACCGCAUUGAUGGUUCAUAUGAUCGACAAUGAACACAGUUUUGAUCUGAACAAAACCAGAAUUCUCGAUCAAGAAAACAGAACUAAUGCGUUACAAAUAUUAGAAAUGUGCCAUAUUUUUACUGACAGUUCAACCAUUAACUUCAGAACCGACACGCAUAAUUUGAAUGCUGUAUACUCCGGUCUGUUGCUCUCUCUCACACAUUAA
Molecule: messenger RNA, 1071 nt
Organism: Malaya genurostris
Lineage: Eukaryota; Metazoa; Arthropoda; Insecta; Diptera; Culicidae
Exons: 1
Coding region: 1-1071 (356 amino acids)
Source: RefSeq, a predicted model, not a curated record